AGCAUAGUCAUUCGAAUCCAGUAUUAGUGCGGUGUAGAGUGCUCGGUGUUUUGUAAUCCACUUACUCAAAUUCUCCUCUCUCUCUCUCUCUCUCUCUCUUUCUCUUUCUUCGUCUCUCUAUCUGUUUUUUCUUUUUCUCACGUGACUACGAUCGAUUAGUGUGUAAAAAUGCCUUUCAAGCCCGUGGAACAUCCAAAAUGCCCUAAAUGUGACAAAUCUGUUUAUGCUGCAGAAGAGCGAGUUGCCGGUGGACUAAAAUGGCACAAAACAUGCUUCAAGUGCGGUCUUUGCAAAAAGGCUCUCGACUCGACAAACUGCACCGAGCACGAGCGCGAGCUGUAUUGCAAAGUCUGCUACGGCCGCAAGUUCGGCCCUAAAGGCUACGGCUUUGGUGGUGGAGCUGGCACCCUGUCCAUGGACCAAGGCGAACAUCUUCAAGCGAAGGACGAGGGUGAAUUUUCGCGAGGUUCGAAUGCUAUUCUCGAGCCUCGGGCUAUCGCCAAGGCACCCGAGGGAGAGGGAUGUCCUCGAUGCGGAGGGUACGUUUAUGCUGCAGAGCAGAUGUUGGCUCGAGGAAGGGCUUACCAUAAACUGUGCUUCAAGUGCAAAAUGUGUCGCCGCACUCUGGACUCGACGCUUCAUUGCGAUGGUCCCGACCGCGAGAUAUACUGUCGAGCUUGCUAUCCGAAGAAAUUCGGUCCGCGGGGUGUCGGCCACGCCGGGAUUAUGUGGAUCGGGCUGCAGUGCGAUAUUGAGGACGAGGGCGAUGCGGCUCCUCGUACCACCGUGAUCGACACCGCGAUUAUCAAGGCCCCGCCCGGCAAGGGUUGUCCUCGCUGCGGUGGCGUCGUCUUCGCCGCCGAGCAGGUGCUCGCCAAGGGCCGCGAGUGGCACCGGAAGUGCUACAAAUGUCACGACUGCACCAAAACGCUGGACUCGAUCAUCGCCUGUGACGGCCCGGACCGGGAUGUUUACUGCAAGACCUGUUACGGAAAGAAGUGGGGACCGCACGGAUACGGAUUCGCAUGUGGCUCGGGAUUCCUCCAGACCGACGGGCUCACGGAGGAAGAAAUUUCGGCCAGUCGACCUUACUACAAUCCUGAUACGACCUCGAUUAAGGCGCCAGCUGGGCAGGGUUGCCCCCGUUGCGGUGGCAUGGUGUUUGCCGCUGAACAACAGCUCGCCAAGGGCACCAUGUGGCAUAAGAAGUGCUUCAAUUGCGCCGAGUGUCACCGACCCUUAGACUCCAUGCUGGCAUGCGAUGGCCCUGACAAGGAAAUCCAUUGCCGCGCGUGCUACGGAAAACUCUUUGGGCCCAAAGGUUUCGGGUUCGGCCACAAACCGACUCUCGUCUCGACGAACGGAAAUCAUGCCCCUUCGUACAUCGACGCUAAGCCCCAGGUCGGCCAGAAGCGAAACGACGGGCACGGUUGCUCGCGCUGCGGUUACCCGGUGUACGCUGCCGAGCAGAUGAUCUCGAAGAACCGCGUAUGGCACAAGCGGUGCUUCAGCUGCGGUGAGUGUAACCGUUCCCUGGAUUCGACGAACUUGAACGAUGGUCCGGACGGGGACAUCUACUGCCGCGGUUGCUACAACCGGAACUUUGGGCCUAAAGGCGUGGGCUUCGGAAUGGGCGCGGGUACCCUCACGAUGGCCUAAUUGGUAGGCCCUACUCCCUCACACACCGCUCGAGGAAAACCCUCGAUCCAGUCUUAUAUAUUAAUGUAAAUACAUCUAUAUAUAGAGGCGUCUGACUGUGUAUCCGACGACAGACGAACGCGCUGCUCCGGGAAUUUCGAUUUCUCCUAUCCUAUAGCUUACGACGAUUCGAUAAUGUCGAUGACUACAUUUUCAUUAUCGCGAACAGCGCUGUAGUGGAGAAUAAUGGUGUCUAUUUGAUUCCAUGAUCGAUGAGGCUCGAUCGCGCACGAGUAAGCCACUGCAGGCUGUUGAUAAUGUUGCGAUAUGAAAUCGCGUAUUGUGUGCGUGAGAUCGUAUUACAGAUGAAUUUAUUAUUGAACUAAUUAUAUAAUCUGUUUAUUCGUAAUACGAAACAAGAUACAAAUUUGUCGUUUUAAUAAUGGCACAGUAACUUUUCCCACUCCAAAAUAUAUGAAGCUUUGAUAUUAAAGAGCUCAAGAAAAUACGUUUAGAAGAACAUAAAAAGAACAUAAAAAGAAGUACAGGAUUUUUUAUGUAUCAGUUAAUAGACUUACUUAAUAAAGCACAUUUAUUUUUUAGAGACAUCUACCGUAAAUUUUUCUUUUGCUCCAAAUUUCAGAUUUGAAGGAAUCGACUUUGCCAUUAUUAAAAUAAUGCUUCAUCCGAUCGCAAGUUAUCGACAAUACGUGGAUUUAUUCUUGCAGUCAAUUAGACCCAUUCAUGCUCAAUCGUCACGAUGGCUUGCACCGGUGCUAUGAAGAUUUUAUGGGAUUCGUAAACGUAUUACAAGAGUUAAAACUGAAGUGCCAGUUUCAUUCGCUUAGUUGUUCAAUGAUUCUACUAUGUUUCAUACAAUUUUCGUAGUAAUCUGAGUGAUUCUUGUGUGAUGACGACACUACACGCAAACGAUUAAUCUGAUGAUGAGCAAUUACGAACGUAGGAAACUUUUAUUAUUUUCUUUCGUCUUCCUUUUUUUAUUCUUGAUCAGGAAAUAGGAGAUUACGACUCGACAAUCGAUCCGCGAGAUGUCAGAUUUAAAGUUGUAAAAACACUGGCAAG
Messenger RNA from Trachymyrmex cornetzi, 2721 nucleotides. RefSeq names its product muscle LIM protein Mlp84B. Gene Ontology annotation, cellular component: cytoplasm; nucleus; Z disc. Gene Ontology annotation, biological process: muscle tissue development; sarcomere organization. The transcript has 9 exons. The coding region runs from base 169 to 1659 and encodes 496 amino acids. Gene Ontology annotation, molecular function: structural constituent of muscle; actinin binding. NCBI's taxonomy places the organism in Eukaryota, Metazoa, Arthropoda, Insecta, Hymenoptera, Formicidae. The record is from RefSeq and is a predicted model, not a curated record.